Molecule: messenger RNA, 6978 nt
Organism: Westerdykella ornata
Lineage: Eukaryota; Fungi; Ascomycota; Dothideomycetes; Pleosporales; Sporormiaceae
Product: P-loop containing nucleoside triphosphate hydrolase protein
Exons: 8
Coding region: 1-6978 (2325 amino acids)
Molecular function (GO): helicase activity; ATP hydrolysis activity; ATP binding
Source: RefSeq, a predicted model, not a curated record
AUGGCUGAUCAAGACGAGGGUGGGAAGCGUCUUGUCCGGCUGACGAAGCUCUUCAACGGGGUUAUCAAUGGCCAUCGCGAACUGAAGAGCAUCGCUGAUGGAGCUCGAUUCUUGGAGGCCUUGUAUGCUCAAGAGAGUGCCACCAACUGCGUGGAGCGUAUCGUUGCCGCCCAAGGAGGAAUUAGCGCUGUCGCCAAAGCCUUCCGCCUGUCAAGAGAAAGCGACUUCCUUAAUGGUCCCGCCACUUCCACUCUUCGUUAUCUUGCGGACCCCUCUUUGAAGCAGCUAUACGGCGGAACCUUCUUACAUCGUAUCAUUGAAGCAAUCGUCGAGCCCCCUACUUUCUGGAACACGCUCUGUGAAUCUCAUUUUGCUGGCAGUCUGUCUCAGGCCGCGACUCAUGCCUUUGCUUGGCUUCUUCUGGAAAUUUUAUCUGCCCCCGCAGUGGAAGGAUUCCCGGAUGUACGAAGCGUUGCUGAACAAGUGACCAGCAAUGAAUCGUUGAUCAAUGCAUCUAUCCUGGAGACGCGAAACCUUGGUCACAAGAUCAAACACUUGCUCGAACGAACGUCCAAAAACUCCUCAGAAGGUCCAGGUGGGCGUCACGACAACGACUUCGCUGACUUCCGCAAGAUUAAGAUUCUGCCUACUCCAGAUGAGUUCGCUUCGGUGGAGAGACCGUUCUAUCGACGAGCUGAUGCGAUCAAGGAGGUCGAGCCUGAGGAACGCGGCCUGUUGCACUUGGAUAACCAAUUUCGCUUGUUGCGAGAAGACCUUCUGGGUGAGUUGCGAAAUGAUUUCCAGAUUGCUGUUGGUCAGAAAAGAGGCAGACGUAAACUGGUAUUGGAUGGCCUCCGGUUCGUCGGGCUCGACUGCGGGACCGAGACCAGGCGGAAGUUUUGCUCUCUGCAGCUUCUGUGUGGUAACGAUAUCCCCCAGAUUGCGCGGCAUUCCGACCCAGCAGCUAGAAAGAAGGUUCUUGCGGAAAACAAGAACUUGAUAAAGCAUCAGGCGUUUGGCUGUCUCAUCUCGGAGGGAGCGGUUCUUGCCUUUGCGAACGUCGAGAGAGACGAGGAUAUGCUUUCGCAGAAGCCUCCUAUCAUUGUCCUUCGCAUCCAAGACUCGCAUUCCCUCAGCAAGGUACUCCAGACUACCAAAACUUCGGCAGAAUUGCGUUUCGUACAAGUAGAUACCGCCGUUUUUGCAUACGAACCGAUUCUCAGAUGCCUUCAGAGAAUGACUGAAUUACCCAUGAAGGAGCAGUUAUUAGACUUGGAAUCAAGGUCAAGCGAGGCACCUUCUCCGGUUGUCCCGCCAAGAGUCAUAACGUGGAUCCGAGAUCGAUGGCGAACCGGCCUCCAGAGCACGCUCUCCACUCCGAAAGCGAUACAGCUUGACGCCGCUCAGGCUGAGUCUCUCAUCACAGGGCUGAGCAAGCGACUCAGUCUCAUCCAAGGCCCUCCUGGGACUGGCAAAUCCUUUAUUGGCGCAUUGAUCGCUAAGACGUUGGUCAGCUAUACGACCGAGAAUAUCCUCGUCCUAACGUACACCAACCAUGCCCUUGACCAGUUUCUCGAAGACCUACUUGAUAUUGGCAUUCCACCAGAUCGUAUCGUUCGACUCGGCCCGAGGUAUACAACAAGGACGAAGCCCCUCAGCAUCUCUGAACAACAGAAUACAUACAGAAUGAAACCAAAUACUUACAAUAUGAUACAGGACGUAAGGUCACAGGCGGAGAGCUACCACGAAGCUCUGAUGAAAAAGACUCAAGCCUUCAAGAGGUUCAGAGCAACGGACGCAAAUAUUCUUGAUUACUUGGAGCUAUCCGAAGAUUCGGAGUACUUCGAUGCCUUCACAGUUCCAGAGGCAGGUGAUGGUAUGAUUCAGGUCCAGAGACGUGGCAAGAAAAUGGACAAACUCUACUUGAUCAAGCGUUGGAUUGCUGGGCAGCAAGCUGGUGUGUUCGAAGCAAGUGCUCGAAGAGAUUUUCCUGCGAUUUGGAGCUUACCAAAGGAUGCGCGCUCCCGGCUCGUGGAGCGAUGGGUAAUGGAGCUCAUCCAAGAGCAUGUCUCCGAGAUCAGCAAUCUUGCACAGAAAUACGACCAGUGUCAGACACGCCUAGAGCAACUUUUCAACGAGAAGACGGCCUCUAUCAUUUCUCAGAAGAGGAUCAUCGGGUGUACCACGACGGCCGCUGCCAAGUACGCAGAAAUGCUUCAAAAAGCGGCUCCAGGCAUUGUUCUUGUUGAGGAGGCCGGCGAAGUACUCGAAAGCCACUUGCUUACCGCUUUGACGCCAAACACCAAACAGCUUGUUCUCAUUGGGGACCAUAAACAGCUGCGCCCCAAGGUGAGCAAUUUCCAGCUUACCAUAGAAAAGGGGGACGGUUACGAUCUGAACAUGUCUUUGUUCGAAAGGCUGAUCACCGCCGGCGUGCCGCAUACUACCCUUAUGCAGCAGCACAGAAUGCGCCCGGAGAUAUCGUCGCUGGUCAGAAACCUGACGUACCCGGAGUUGGAGGACGCACCAAAAACUCUCAACAGACCCCACCUCCGAGGUCUUCAAGACAAUGUUAUUUUCCUCUCGCAUGACCAUCCUGAGCUCAACGCUGAGCGGAUUGCGGAUCGGCGAGACCAAGGGGCCAACAUCAGCAAGGAAAACCAGUACGAGGUUGACAUGGCGCUCAAAUGUGUCCGAUACUUAGGCCAGCAAGGAUACGGCACAGACAAGAUUGUGAUUCUCACACCCUAUUUGGGUCAACUGUUUCUCUUGAUGAAAACAUUGUCGAAUGAAAACGAUCCCGUACUCAAUGAUCUGGAUUCUUUCGAGCUCAUUCGGGCUGGUUUGAUGUCGCCUGCUGCUGCAGAUGUCGGCAAGCAGAAGAUCAGGAUAUCCACGAUAGAUAACUAUCAGGGUGAAGAAAGUGACAUUGUCAUCGCAUCUCUAACCAGAAGCAAUGACGCUGGCGAAAUUGGAUUCAUGGCGUCGCCACAGCGCGUCAAUGUGCUUCUUUCAAGAGCAAAGAACGCGUUGAUCAUGAUUGGUAACGCGAACACCUUCAUGACUAGCCGUAAGGGGAAGGAAGUUUGGAUACCUCUGAUGGAGCAGCUCAAACGAGAGGGUCAUGUAUACGACGGGUUGCCCGUCAAAUGCGAACGCCAUCCCGACAGAAAAGCUCUGCUCACUUCCAAAGAGCAAUUCGAUGUCGUUUGUCCAGAUGGGGGCUGCUCUGAGCCUUGUGGUGUCAUGUUGAGUUGUGGGCAGCACGUCUGCCCUCACCGGUGUCAUCAAUUGCAGGAUCACUCUAAGAUGAAGUGCGAAGCGAUCGUCACCACUAAAUGCCCUCAGGAUCACCAUAUCAAGAGAAGAUGUCACGACCUUGCAGCCGGUUUGUGUCGUAGGUGUGAGGCUGAUGCUCGCGAAACGGAGAGAAAGCGGCAGAGAGAUUUCCUGUUAGACCAAGAGCGUCAGGCCAAGCAGGCGCAGUAUGCGAAGAGAUUGGCUGAAAUUCAGGAUGAGAUUGCUCACGAGAAAAGAGUGUUGAAAGAUAGAAGAGAGCAUCAAGAACGCCUGAAUAGCCUGGCACAGCAGGAGAAGGACCUAGAGGAGUUGAAGAAGAGGAGCAGAGCGGAGAUGAACUCGUCAACCUCGCAACAACGCCAACCAGUUUCGAGCUCUUUAGAGGGACCUAAUGGCAAUAGCGACAAGAACCCUGCAGCCACCAGUCAGUCAAGCUCUGUAGAUGGAACCACUUUGGGCCUCGAUGUCCCGACACCAGCGUCGCCUGGGUCUUCUUUGCCCAGCAAGUGGGACCACAGCGAGUCAAAGGAUGAGUGGGAGGCCCAGAAGAAGCUCGAAGGCGCGGAGAACGAAGCAUUGGAUAAGUUGAUGGACAUGAUAGGGCUUGAGUCAGUGAAACAACAGUUCCUCGAUAUCAAAGCGAAAGUGGACAUGCUCGUCAGACAAGGUGUCUCUCUUCAAAACGAAAGACUAGGGGCGGCUUUAUUGGGAAAUCCUGGGACAGGCAAGACAACGGUCGCACGUCUAUACGCAAAAUUCCUCUCCAAAGUUGGUGCACUCCCUGGAGACUUCUUCUUCGAGACCUCUGGGGCUUCACUGGCUAACGAAGGUGUCACUGCUUGCAAGGACCAUAUACAGAAGAUCCUGGAAGAAGGCGGAGGUGUUUUCUUCAUCGACGAAGCCUACCAGCUUGUUUCCGGAAAUAGUUACGGAGGCGCAGCCGUCCUGGAUUACCUUUUGGCGGAAAUCGAGAACUUGACUGGCAAGAUUGUGUUCGUCCUUGCGGGUUACCAGAAACAGAUGGAAGCAUUCUUCGCCCACAAUCCGGGAAUACCAAGCCGGAUCCCUAUUGAGAUGAAGUUUGAAGAUUACAACGAUGGGGAACUUCAGCGCAUUUUGUGUCACUACAUCAACGCCAGGUACAAGGGACAGAUGAAAGUAGAGGAUGGUUUCGGUGGCCUCUUCAUCCGAAUCGUAGCCCGUAGAAUUGGUAGAGGUCGGGGCCGCGAAGGAUUCGGAAAUGCUAGUGAAGUGCAAAACGUUCUCGCUCGUAUUACCGAACGACAGGCAAAGCGCUUACGCAAAGAGAGGAGGGCUGGCCUACAACCGGUCGAUAAUCUUCUCACCAGACAGGACCUCAUUGGACCAGAGCCGGCAUCCGUGUUAAGGGACAACGCUGCGUGGAAUGAACUCCAAAAAUUGAUUGGUUUGAAGGCUGUUAAAGAGUCCGUCCAGGUUCUUCUUGAUAGCAUCCAAUACAACUACCAGCGAGAGCUUGAGGAGAAGCCCCUCGUCCAAUACUCGCUCAACAAAUGCUUUAUUGGAUCGCCUGGUACGGGUAAAACCUCGGUAGCAAAGUUGUAUGGACGCAUACUGGCUGACAUUGGCUUACUGUCAAACGGUGAAGUCAUUGUCAAGAACCCAGCAGACUUUGUCGGCAGCGUUUUAGGGCAAUCUGAAACCAACACAAAAGGAAUAUUGGCGUCGACUGUAGGCAAAGUGCUCAUAAUUGAUGAAGCUUAUAUGCUUGCUGGUACUUCCGUCGCAGAUCCAUACAAAACAGCUGUUAUUGACACCAUUGUUGCCGAAGUUCAAAGCACUCCGGGAGAAGAUCGUUGUGUCCUCCUGCUUGGAUACAAGGAACAGAUGGAGGAAAUGUUCCGCGAUGUCAACCCUGGGCUGGCAAGGCGUUUCCCUCUGGACUCGGCGUUUGUAUUUGAGGAUUUUGACGACGACGAACUGCGCAAGAUACUGGAUCUGAAACUCCGAAACAUUGGCUUCAAUGCAACUGAUCAGGCCAAAAACGUUGCGAUGGAAGUUCUCAAGCACGCCCGCAAUCGGCCAAAUUUCGGAAAUGCUGGCGAAGUGGAUAUCAUCUUGGACAGAGCAAAAGGUCUUCAUCAGAAGCACCUGUCCUUGGGCAAGGUGAAGGCUCCUGAUACGUUUGAAGCGAUUGACUUCGACCCGGAACACGACCGGGGAGAACGAGCAGCAACAAACCUACCUCAGCUAUUCCAUGAUGUGGUGGGGUGUGAAGAACUUAUCAAACAGCUCCAAGGAUAUCAGACCACGGCUGCAAAUAUGAAGGCUCUCGGCAUGGAUCCUCGCGAGCAGAUACCGUUCAACUUCCUCUUCAAAGGACCUCCUGGCACUGGCAAGACCACAACCGCGCAAAAGAUGGGCAAGGUCUUCUACGACAUGGGCCUACUAGCACAAGCAAAAGUCGUGAACUGCUCUGCAACUGACUUGAUUGGCCAAUACGUCGGACAGACGGGCCCUAAAGUUCAGAAGCUUCUCGAAACGGCUUUGGGUAAAGUCCUGUUCAUUGAUGAAGCUUAUCGACUGGCAGAAGGCGGCUUUGCGACUGAAGCUAUGGACGAACUGGUCGACUGUCUUACGAAGCCGAAGUACGCCCAAAAGCUUGUCACUAUUCUCGCUGGAUACGAUGAAGCCAUGGAUCGUCUUAUGUCUGUCAACCCGGGUUUGUCGAGCCGCUUUCCCGAGUCCGUCAUUUUCAAGCAUAUGGAACCAGAGACUUGUUUGGAGCUGUUAGUCAAGCUCCUUGACGGUUUGAAAAAGAAACAGAAGGCGGCGUUCAAUAUCUCCAUAGUGACUCCUCCUUCGGCCGACCAGAAGGAGCGGAUCCUCGAACUGUUUCAACAAUUGUCGCAAUCCGCUUCUUGGGGAAACGCAAGAGAUGUAAAGUCCCUCGCUAAGGCCAUGUUUGGCACUCUGAUAUCGACACCAAUCCAGCCUGGCGCAGAGCUGAUUCUCACGGAGGCCAUUAUUAUCAACGCCAUGGAGGCCAUGCUUGACGAACGAACUCGUCGUAACGAAGCUGUAGGUACAACGCGGCACACUCCGCACUCGGGACUGCUACAAAUCUCGCAGCAGCAGCAGCAGCAAAAGGCACAGCCUGCUUCCUCUUCGAAAAUUUCGGUGGAAAUUAGUGCACCAUCAGCUCCCACGCAGGAUUCCAUGGAGAAGCCGCGGGAAGCCGGCGUAUCAUUGGCCACGAACACUGAGAAGCAGAAUGUGCAAGGUCCAAAUGAUCGCGAUCCAAAACGGGAUGCCGGUGUCUCAGACGCAGUAUGGCACCAACUGUCUCUGGACAAACAAGCCGCAAUCGCACGCGAAAAGGAGUUCCAACGCCUCCAAGCGGAGAGACUCCGCGAAGAACAGCGCCUCGGCGAUCUAGAGCGAGCCGAGAAGGCUGCAGCAGAAGAGAAAGAGAGACGCCGUCUUGAACAGGAGCGCAUUCGGCUGGAGUUGGAACGGAGAGAGCGUGAGGAGUUGCUGGCAGCGAUGGAGCGUGAGCGAGAAAAGGAGAGGAAGGCGAAGGAGAUGUUGAAGGCUUUGGGCAGGUGUCCUGUGGGCUUUGAGUGGAUUAAGCAGAGUUCGGGGUAUAGGUGUGCGGGCGGGAGUCAUUUUAUGAGUGAUAAGCAGUUGGGCUUGUAG